Molecule: messenger RNA, 378 nt
Organism: Lactuca saligna
Lineage: Eukaryota; Viridiplantae; Streptophyta; Magnoliopsida; Asterales; Asteraceae
Source: the annotation of a GenBank genome assembly
AUGCAACGAACCUUGCUCACACAAACAAAGUCGUUGAGGACUCCACUUUCCAAUCUACAAGUGACCAAAAAAGUUGAGAAAAUAAUAUCUGAAACGAAGGAGUUUAUGCUAGACUUUAAUGCUGCAGCUGAAGCGAAUGUUGUCAAGGCUAACGAAGCCAUUUCGAAGCUUAGCACUUCGCAUAAAUCUGAACGUGAGAAGAUGGAAAAGCUUCGUUCAGGUAUCUCUGAUGACAACACAACCUUUAACUCUUCGAUUUCUAUGAUGCUCACGAAGUUCAAGAUGAUUUGGCCAUUCAAAGCAAAAUCAUGGAUGAGCUUGCUCUUCGCACCACAUAAGUCCGUGCUCAAACAAUCAAGCUCAAGCACACAAAGUUAG